Molecule: messenger RNA, 3843 nt
Organism: Mesocestoides corti
Lineage: Eukaryota; Metazoa; Platyhelminthes; Cestoda; Cyclophyllidea; Mesocestoididae
Source: the annotation of a GenBank genome assembly
AUGGUUGUAUCUAUCACUGAUUUGGACGAUAAUCCGCCGUAUUUCGAAUUGGCUGCGUACCAGACAUCAUUGAUUCCCGAGACAGUGCAAGUGGGCACCGUCGUCCUCGAAGUCACUCCUGGCGACCGGGACACAGCGGCCCAGAACCGCAAAUACGUCUACACACUCUCCGGCAGUGGGGCUUCUAGUUUUUCGGUGAGCUCAACAGAUGAAGGUGCUGCUCAAAUAAGGACUAAAGAGUCACUACGCUUCGAUAAUCUCCCCUUCGACCAGCCCUUCUAUGCAUUCCAACUAACGGCAAGCAGUGCCAGUGGAAGUGCCAGCACGCUGAUCCGUGUGCUGAUCCAAAAUGCCAAUGUGAACCGUCCCGUGGUCAUACCUUUACCAAAACUCACCAUUUUCCGUCAAGUGCCCCUCAACACCUUUCCCAUCGCUCAGGCUGCAGCCACCGAUGCAGACGGUGGAGCAGUGGCCUUCUUCUUUGUUGACACAACUACCAAUCGUCCAACAACUGACUCUGGACCCUUCAAAAUGGACCGAGAGACUGGAAUGGUCUACCUGACUAGCACUCCGCAGCUCAUCACCUACGACCUGGGCAUUCAAGCCGCAGACGACGGGACUUGUCCAGGUUGUCCUGCAUCUGGAACAGGUCUUGAAAGUGAAGUCGUUAGACUUGUGGUUGAAGUAGUCGACAGAAACCUCGUUGCUCCAGAAUUCACACUCUGUCCCGCAGAAAUGACCCUUCAAGAAGCAGCUCCUGCUGGAACGGUAUUGGGAAAAGUGACAGCAACAGACGCCGACGACCCUGAGCUCUCGGCCAUUCGUCUAAUCUACGAACUGAUAGGCAAUACGGUUUUCGCGAAGCCAACUGACUACCUGCAGAUCGAUCCCCAAAGUGGUACGAUUACCAACGCGAGACCCCUGAUGCGGACAGCCGAUCAGUUUGGUGGGGUGUUGCCUGUCCAGCUGUACUUCACGGUGGCCGUGUACGACUGGGGCGUGCCUCAAAUGCGCUCGCUUUGCAAUUUCCGAUUGGUAAUCGAGGACGUCAACAACAAUCCACCGCAAUUUGACCCCUCGACGUACACGGCCUUCGUGGAGCGCAAUCGCGAUCCCGGUCUGCUCCCAGCAAUACCCAUCCUUCAGGUUGUCGCUGUCGAUCUAGACGAUGAGACCACGGAGAAUGCACAAAUUGUCUACGAACUUGAGUUGGAAGGCACGACCAAUUUCAGAAUUGACAAAGGCAGUGGGCAAAUUUUUGUUACCGGUCUACUUAGCGAUGAGUCUUACAAAUUCUCAGUUGUUGCCAAGAAUCCCGUUCCACUGGUCUCAACAUCGCGCACUUGGCAGACGGCAACAGUCACUAUCGUGACCUCAACCUCGACCAAUCACCUACCACCUGUCAUAAGCAUCAUUUCCUCGACGAAUAAAUUCCGCGAAAACAGCGUUAACCAGGCAUUGGCGCAAAUCACAGCUACGCCAUGGCCCGGCGCGAACUACAAGUUCUUCAUCAGCCACGUUCCAGGGACGUUUGAACAGACCGGCUGGUUGAAUAGCCCACCGCCGUUCACGAGUGAAAUCGUCUACUCCAGCACCAACCAGCCAACUCUCAUUAUCUACUCCGGCUCCAAUUUCCUCUGCCAACGACUCAACCACUACACAAUUCGCGUGCGGGCCUGCCAGCAGCCGACAGACCCGGUGUACGGCGACAUCUGCUCCGAUGCGGUGUUGAACUUUAACCUGGAGGAUGUGAACAACAUGGUGCCGCAGUUUAUUGAUCAGUCCAGCCUCUUGGAGGUGUACCUACCGGAGAACGCUGCCAGAGGAACCACUGUGCUUAAGUUGUUCGCCGUCGACAUGGAUCCAUCUAGUUCGUUCAAUAAGGUAACGUAUUCUCUGAUCGAAACCACAGACGCAGACAACUUUGCCAUCAAUGGCAACUUGCUGGUCACAAAAGUCGAAAAGAUGGACUUUGAACAAAAAAAGAAUUAUGUCCUGAAGGUGAAGGCAGAAGACAAUGCUCCGUCUUCUCUGCCGGCAAACGAAGGUCGGCCAAACUCGGCCGAGUUACCACUGACGGUGCGUCUGCUUGAUCAAAAUGACAACCCGCCUGAAUUCGUGGACGUGCCGAUGAACAUGGAGGCCACGGAGGUCUCACCGGAGAAGACGUCGAUUGGGACGAUCAGGGUCAAGGACGCCGACGAGACCUCCGUGAUUGUCUACACGAUGGAGGGUGUCAAUCCGGACUUCGCUGUCAACUCGGCUACCGGCGAGGUUUUAGUCGUUCGUCCAUUGGGUUUGACUACUGUCGAUGCAAGUUCCAUCGCGAUUGGUCCUUUUUGUUUAAAUCUUGAGAUGAAGGAGGAGACUAUGAAAGUUCAAACAUACAGCGUUACCAUAAACGACGGCCAGUAUAAGAAAUCCGCGACCUUGUCGAUUCGCAUUGUCCGAACCAAUCAGAGAUUGCCUGAGUUCCCCAAGACGCUGUACACCUAUGAGGUGACGGAGCUUACAACAGGGCCCAUCGAAGAGCCUCCUUCCGCUAGUGACCCAAACGACCCAUCGCAGCUAACUUACUCAAUCGGAGGCUACUUUUCGGAACACUUUAGAAUUGACGAAACCAGCGGGGCGCUUCAAGUCAUUAAAGGCAUCCCCAGGGAUCGACCUCAUGGCUACCCAGUGCUGAUCCAACUGAUCGACAUCAACAACCAAUACCCACGCUGGCCCUACCCCAACCAGUUGGUGCAGUGCCCAGAGAACACCGCUGUGAACACGCAGUGCGCGACCCUCGUGGCACCAGACGCUGACGCCGACGCCAACGCGCAGUCCACCUACCGUGCUGUCGAGGCAAAUCCGAACUUUGAAAUCACCGAACUCGGUGGGCUCAACGUGCUGACGCAAUUUGACUAUGAAACGACGCAAGAGAAGACGCAUUACAUUCCUAUAGUGGCCACGAACAUUCGCAAUCCGGCAAGUGGUGGCCAGUUGUACAGUGUCAGCGGCACCCUCACCGUCGUCAUUUCCGACGUCAACGACUUGCCACCGGUCAUCGUGGGUGGAACGAGUUUUGACAUCACGGUCCUGGAGACAGCUCCAAUCGACGUAGAUGUCUUUUCCUUCUUCAUUGAAGAUGCAGACGAGUCAGACCGGGGUCAGCACUCCUGUGUGAUGUCCCCAACCAACGAGUACUUCGCAGUAGCCUACAAUCCGAGUAUCGGAGCUUGUGGAAUCAGGAUGAACGAGUACAAAAUGGGUGGUCGAUCUUUCUCCCUGGGCGACUGUAGCCUAACCCGCACCUCAGUCAUGAUUGUUCUUGCGCAGCCCCUGGUGAAGUUCAACAUGGACGACAGUCCGUUCGUGCCUCCUGGACCGCAGGAGCUCACCAUCAUCGUGUUCGACGCCAACCACCGGCACAAUGUGAGGGUGGUGGUGCGAGCCACGGUGGUGGAAGCCAACGACAACCCACCGCAGAUCAAACUCCAGCCGCCUUCAGGACCCGGCGAGGUGUUGGACGGCACGACGGGUUUGCAGACCCUCGUUAACCUGCAGGCACCGUCGAUCGACCUCGAGGACGAGGACGUCUGGUUCCACAUGGACUCGAGGUCCGCCGCCAACGGAAUGCUCGGCGUCGACGUGACCAGCAGCACUGGCGUAAGUGGACUGCCGCACUCCGUCCACGCCACAGACACCCAGUCUUUUGUGACCAGCUUAGACGUCUACCUGUCUGUUUGUCUAAGUGAAGCUCCAGGCUACUAUCCUCGCUCAUUUUGUCGAGUUCUGCCACCUCGACAUCAGACUGCGCACGGAGUUAACGCGUGUUUGCACUUGAAGUGUCAAAUUUAG